This is a messenger RNA of Harmonia axyridis, 1057 nucleotides long. RefSeq names its product protein spaetzle-like. Gene Ontology annotation, biological process: regulation of Toll signaling pathway; innate immune response; central nervous system formation. NCBI's taxonomy places the organism in Eukaryota, Metazoa, Arthropoda, Insecta, Coleoptera, Coccinellidae. The record is from RefSeq and is a predicted model, not a curated record. Bases 270 to 1016 code for a protein of 248 amino acids. Gene Ontology annotation, molecular function: growth factor activity; Toll binding. The transcript has 4 exons. Gene Ontology annotation, cellular component: extracellular region.
AUCUGCCAUUAGCGUGGUGGCAAAAGUGAAAAGUAAAUUUGUAUAUUUACCGCGAAAGAGUUCAAUGUCAGCCUCCCAUAACCGGUAGGAAAUAGUGCUCUCAGUUUGCCAGCAGAUCGACCCGAGAUUACUCCAGCUGGCCGUAAGAAAGAACAGCGGGCGACAGUCAAGUUGGUGUGGACGUUUAUAAAUGGCCAAGUUUUCAGUGUUACCCCGUCUUCUGUUCAACGCGAGAAAUGUGCUCCGGUAAAAGGUGAAAUUGACGAAAAAUGUUGACGAUCUGUGUCUUCGCUUGGCUCGUUUUUGCGGUAGAGACCACACCAAUCAACAUCUCAUACACAGAAAGAGUAGGGAAACUGAGAAUAAUUUCCCUGACAUCGAACCUCAGCAAAGCCAGAAACCACACAGAAAAAGAGGUGGUAUUCCCAGAUGAGUAUGAUGUGAUUUUUGACCCUCUCCCAAGGAUAAACGGCAUACCCAAAUGUUCAAACGGCGAUACUUUCUGCGAAAACUUUGAAACCUACCCAAAACAUCACCUCAGACAGAUCCUUGCUCAGAAGGAGAGUCUCAGAGAGUUCUUCGGUAAAGAUGAGGAGGCUCCCUUUAUAGUCAACAGGCAUGGUGGUUUGGAAGAAUCCGUGAAUUAUCUUUGUCCAGCGGUGGAGAGAACGGUGUUUCCGAAGAUCGGUAAGAACAAGAACAACAAGUGGAAGUACAUCAUAAACCAGGGAGAAGAUGGAUACAUCCAAGGGGUACGAGUGGAGACCUGCAGGAGGAGAAACGCCCCAUGUGACAUCAUAAGCGAGCUGCCCUUGGGCUACAUAACUAGCUGUAAGCAAAAAUACAUCUACAGACGACUGUUGUCAGUGAGUGACCUUGGUGCACCAACUCCUGAUACCUUCCAGCUGCCCUCAGCCUGUUGCUGUUCCUAUAAAAGAGAUAUGGACUUUUUGGCGCGUCAUGGUAGUCAAAAAUUGAAGGCUGUGACUCCCAGUAAAACCUUCAAACUUUCCUGAUGAUUGCAUCAGUAUACUGAAGAAAUAAAUUGUUUUUAGUA